This is a messenger RNA of Sesamum indicum (sesame), 1567 nucleotides long. RefSeq names its product chaperone (DUF2930) (gene HCF208). The record is from RefSeq and is a predicted model, not a curated record. Lineage: Eukaryota; Viridiplantae; Streptophyta; Magnoliopsida; Lamiales; Pedaliaceae. Gene Ontology annotation, biological process: cytochrome b6f complex assembly.
AGGACAGAGAUUAUGAGAAUGGAGGUCUGAAUUAGAAGUGAUUGGAGGGUUUGAAUAGGUGAAGAGGAAUGUGAGUUGAGUUACUGAAACUAAGUAGUAAAAUGUGAUAAUUAUUGGUGACCAGCAUCCAUCAUCUUAACUGUCUUUUUCCUUCCCCUCUCCUCCUCUCGCCGCACUGCUCCAUCCACGCCCCUUUUGUCUUCUUCUUUCGCUGCCUAAAACACUCCAUUAUAGACAACAUUAAUAGCACAACAUAAGGCGGAAGCAAAAAUGAGCAGUGGCACUGCCGUCCGCCCCCUAAGUCCAUUAAUUCCCUUAUCUCGCCCCAAAUUCAACUUCCCCUCGAAAUUCACCAUCAAUAAGCCGUUCUCACUGGCUAAAAUUUGCUGCUCCCAGAACUCUACCCCCGAACACCAACAAGUCAACCUUUCAGUUCUUCGCUUCACUCUCGGAAUACCUGGAUUGGAUGAGUCUUACCUGCCGAGAUACAUUGGAUAUGCAUUUGGGACGCUAUUGGUGUUGAAUCAUUUUGUGGGCUUGGACUCUUCAUCCAUUACUCCAGCUCAGCUCAGAACGGAGGUUCUCGGACUUUCUCUGGCUGCAUUUUCAGCAGUGGUUCCGUAUCUUGGAAAAUUUCUCAAGGGAGCUAGUCCUAGAGAUCAGAAAAGUCUCCCAGAAGGUGCUGAGCAAAUCUUCGCCAUGUCACAGGAUAUUGCGGAUAACAUGAAGGAAGAUUUGGCUUGGGGAACUUACAUUCUGUUGCGUAAUACAAACUCAAUAUCCGUGCUUAUCUCAGUUCAAGAUGCAUUAUGUGUUCGUGGCUAUUGGAAUACACCCAAAGAUUUAUCAAAAGAAAACAUUCCUGAUUGGUUCAGAGAGCAGAUUAAAAAGAUUGGAUUCUCCAACUUGAAAGAUACCAUGUAUUUCCAGCAGGCUGCAGAUUCUGAACUGAAGGAGAUGGUUCCUGAGGGGACAAGGUCUCUCCUUGUGCAACCUAUUCUGAGAGCUCCAAGACUAAGCCCCAAUCAAACAGAGAAGCGCGAGGGUUUUCUCUUGUUGGCUUCUAGCAUUGAUUAUGCAUAUACUGAUAAAGACAAGGCAUGGAUAGCUGCUAUUGCGAACAAAUUUGGCGAAUGAAGUGUUCUAGACAAGCUACCUCGCCUGGUCGGGAAAAAUAGACUGUUGUACUGGAUGGGAGGCCAGGAAGUACCAUACUGUGCACCCUCACUCCAUCUUCCCCAAUAACUUGACCCCUCGCCUGGCAUACCAAGAAUGAUAAUGUUGCAGGGUAAAGUGACACAUUAGUUCGUAUGCAUUUCCAAUUGAAUAUACACUCGGUAUAAUUUGAGUAUGAGCAAUAUUAAACUAAGUUUGCAUUUCCGCUUACCGGAAUGUCUGUUGAAAUAUCUUCUCUAUUGUACAUCUGACCAAGGUUGGUGAUAUUGUUUGCUAUUUGUAUUGCAUCCUGUGAUGGAAAAUCCUGUUCCAUGAACAUAAACUGAUUGCUUAGAAUAUACUUGUUAUGUCUUUGCUAUUGCAUUGCGCAUACAAUUAUGCAAACCACAAA